This is a messenger RNA of Lactuca sativa (garden lettuce), 1108 nucleotides long. RefSeq lists its product as uncharacterized. The record is from RefSeq and is a predicted model, not a curated record. NCBI's taxonomy places the organism in Eukaryota, Viridiplantae, Streptophyta, Magnoliopsida, Asterales, Asteraceae.
UCCUUUCCCUUAGUAAAUUGUUGUGGAUUCUAUUCCACCAUUUCCUCACCCUUAAUCAUUGAUUGAUUCCCCUCCUCAUCCCCCUCCCUACCCCUACAAAACCAUAAUUCCUUUGUAUCUGUUCUUCACUUGAUUCAUUACUUGGAUUCCUAUUUUAAUUCUUUUUCGGCAUUCAAGAACAAAGUUAUAAGAAAUCAUCUGUUCCAGACUUUCAGCUGCAAUUAUGAUUCAUCUGAAGAAUGCCUUGCAGAUUCUUCUUCCUUUUUCCUAACAAAUCCAACCUUGAAUAUGGAAUGUGGGAAAAAGAGAGAUAAUCGACAAGAAUCUUCGUUACUUUUCAGCUAAACUUUUCAAAUCGAAGAGAAUUUGUAGCUUUAUUGAAGUUCAUCUGCUUUCCUUGAGAUGUCUACUACUGUUAUGAGCGAUGCGAUGGUGAUGCCUGCAACGGAAUCGCAGCCGGUGGCGACAAAACUGAUAGCUCCGACGACGGAAGUGGAGUUUGUGGAGUGCGAUUGUUGCGGAUUGACAGAAGAGUGCACGCCGGGAUACAUAGAGAGGAUUCGUGAAAGGUAUCAAGGAAAAUGGAUCUGCGGAUUAUGUGGAGAAGCUGUGAAAGACGAGAUCGUGAGGAACGAAAGGCUGAUCAGUACUGAAGAGGCUAUGGCGCGCCACAUGAACUUCUGUAGAACGCCGAUCUCAUCAGGUCCGCCUCCUGAUCCAACAAUUCAUUUAAUCGCCGCCAUGAAACAGAUUCUCCGGCGGAGUCUGGAUUCACCGAUCUCCGUUAGGUCUAUGCCGUGUAGUCCGACGACGAAGAACACCGAUAGUGCUGGACUUGCUCGAUCGGAGAGUUGUAUUCCGAGGCUUAGGCUUGUUGAUUCAACCUCCUGCCAUGAAUCUGAAGAAGACAGAGAACAGUCAAACCAGAUGCAAUACAUUUGAAUCUCCUUUUAUCUAAACAUAAAGCUUUUCUCAGAUUUUCUGAAUAACAUUUGAAUCCAUGCUUAUCGAAUAUCAUUAAGGCUAAACCUAUUUCAGUUAAAUGGAUCCAUAAUCCAUUGCUUUUCAUGAGCAAAUAGUAAAAACAAAGUCAGAAAAUUUUCUAAAA